GAAACGCACAACUGCGCAUGCGUUCGUGAAUCUCGUCUCGCGAGCAGUUCGUGGCCUAUUUGUGCAGUUUGCCAAAGCGUGUAAAAAAAGUACCUUUGUCUUUCUUGCAGGAUCGAAUUGCGUUCGGUUCGAUAUUGUCGCUUUGUCGGGCUUUGAUUUAGUUAUCGGUGUGUUUGCGUUUUGCAGCGUUUAAUGUUUUCUCGGGCUAGGUCUUUCAGAGAAGCACCGCCUUCGUGACCCUGAUGGCCACCGCAGUGCAAGCGUACGAGCAACCGCCAACUCAUAUUCCCUGGGAAAACAAAGCAUGGCCUGCAAAGCCACUGGUCUGAGGCCUUAUUUAUGAACGUGCAGCAAAGCAGAAAGCAGCAGCAAAGAAAUGGAGGGUGCUGUGCCUAUGGACCCGAGCCAAGCUUGGGAGAAUGCGCGUAAGGCCCUCGAGAAGGUGCAAACUAACACUGGCAAGUCCACCACAGGCAGUGAACAACAGGCUGCUCCUCCUGGCUAUGGCGGGGGCUUUGGCUUCGGAUUCUGGCCCGGGCAGCAGCAGCCACAGCAGGGAUGCAUGUAUCCUGGCUACAUGGGGUACAAUGGCUAUCCUCCCCAAGGACCCGGAGGUGCUAGCUAUGGCUUCUACCCACAAUUUAAUAUGUACGGCGGUGGCUACUUCCCGGCGUCAGCGUCGGUACCAUACCCCCAGCCCGGUGCAGGGCCAGCCGGUCAUACCGGUCCUCCGACCUCCAGUUCGUCGGCCGCUUCGGGUGCGCCGCCACCCCCUCCGGGAGAGCAGACCGCGGCGUCUUCUUCAGAGAAGGAGGGCGGCGGUGGUGCCUCCGAAGAGACACCUUCGGGUGGUACUCAGGCACAAACACAGCCGCAGCAGCAACAACCCCAGCCCCCCAUGGGAUUCGGCCCUCCGGGCCCCGCUCCUGGCUUCGGCCCCGGCUUUGGUGCUGGCUAUUGCCCUCCGGGUCCUGGCUACGGCUUCUACUACGGCUAUAAUGGCAUGGGGCCCAACGGUGACAUUGGACCACGUGGUCCCGCGCAGUUCGGCUCUGGCAUGCAGGGAAAGCAGGCUCCUGGUUCGGGCGGCGUCCGGUUCAACCUGUCCAAGCGCGGCAAGUUUGGUGGGCGUGGGGGCAACCGCGCCAACGCCUUCCAGCAGCAGCGCAUGGCACAGGGAAACAAUCAGCGGUCGGCCGCGGAUGCCACUCAGCGCCUCGAGGACUGCAUGGCCAACUUGACUCCACAUGGUGGGGACUGGCCUGAAAGCCUCAAGCGGUAUGCCAUGCGUGCGUUUGGCAAGUGCAAGUCUGAGCUGGACCGGGACCAGGUGGAGAUUGUGCUCAAAGGAAAGCUGACCAAGAUGUACCGCGACGGUGCCAUGUGGUCUAUCGACUGGGACAAGGAGCCGCUGCCCAGCAUCCACAGUGAGCGUUUGCAACAGGAGCAGCAGAAGGCCGGGCCGGGAGCAGGGAUCGGCACUUCGGGCCUAGAUGGGGCAAAUAAUAAAGGCGGCAGUGCGGGGAUCGGCCUGCCACCACUGGGUGGCGGUGCGGCCUCCUCUAAGUUGUCGAACCUGUCGUCCAAGGCCGGGGUGGGCUUUGGCCGGCGGCUCGGCGGUUUGAUGGCUGGGCGGCUGGGGCCCCAGACGACGCCUACGAGCGGCGCUGGCAGGCUCGCUUCGUCGGCCUCUUCCGCCGGCGGGGGAAGCGGCGGCGACUCUCCGCCCGGUUUUAUUCCACUGAAGAGUGGCGGCAGUCGCCGGGGCGGUGACUGGGGUCGAGGUUCUUCGUCGCGCAGGUCUCCGCGAUCUCGGUCUCGUUCACGCUCCAGGUCCAGGUCGUGGUCACCACGGCCACGCAGCCCGGCCCCGACCCACGUAACUCCGAGGGAUCGUCGGAAGAAGAGGCGUUCGAGCAGCUCCGUGGAGUCCAGCCCGAGCCCAGAGGUAACUCGCACGUCCAAAAAGGCUCUCAACUCUAGCGUCUCUUCCUAUACUCACGGGGGCAACAACAGCAAUGCCAAUGGUGGCAAAAAGAAGUCUGGCCAGGGCAACCGGAAGGCCAACAAGAAACAGAAGAAGCUGCUGCAGCAGCAACAAAUGAUUCAGUUUCAGGUGGAGGAGGACAUGGCGACAACGGAGAAGCUUCAGAAGCGUGCGGCGCGCUUUCAGUCAGAGAUCUCUGCAGGCAGGAAGAAGCGGCCCUUUUCGCUGGUGCUCAGCAUCAACGCUGGACCCAGCCUGGGGCCUUCCUCUGGCGACGGGGACGCCGACCUGGACUGGGAGUCGUUCCCCGUCGUGGGCACCUGCCAGGAACUCGAGAAGCAGUACCUCAGGCUAACCUCUGCUCCCGACCCAUCGACCAUCCGUCCAGUGGAGGUCCUCCGGGAGUCGCUGGACAUGGUCAAGGAGCAGUGGCUGCGGAAGCAGGACUACCACUACGCCUGCGACCAACUCAAAUCCAUCCGGCAGGACCUGACUGUCCAGUGCGUGCGGGACCCCUUUACCGUGCAGGUCUACGAGACCCACGCCCGCAUCGCACUCGAAAAGGGUGACCACGAGGAGUUCAAUCAGUGCCAGACGCAGCUGAAGACCCUGUACCAGGAUCUCCACUGUGGUAACCCGCUGGAGUUUCUCGGUUAUCGCAUCCUCUACAAUGUCUUCGCCAGGAACACGUUAGAGCUGAAGACUAUCCUGGCGCACCUGAGCUCAUCGGAGAAGACGGAUGAAGUGGUGAGGCAUGCGUUAGCGGUGUGUCAUGCGUGGAGCCUGGGUAACUAUGCGCGGUUUUUCAAGCUGUAUGAGCGACCGCCCAAGAUGUCGGGCUACCUGAUGGAUUGGUUCGCGGUGCGGGAGCGCCGCAAUGCGCUCAAGGCCAUGGUCAAGGCAUACCGUCCGGUUUUGCCGGUAGAGUAUAUUGAACGCACGUUGGGCUUCAGCGACCGCGAGGACGUGCUCGCGUUCCUGGCCGAGCUAAACGUGACCCUGGCCGAGGACGGCGCCAGCGUCGACUGCAAAGAGUCCCUUGCAGCCGUGCUUGCCGCCUGAGCUGCCGACACUGCGGUUGCUGUGGCGACGGUGGUGGCUGCGCCCUUUUUUCUUUACCCUCGCUCUCAACACCCUUUCCCACUGCCAACCUUUUUUCACUCAGCCACCGCGUUUGCCGAGGGAAGGGGUAGUGUGUAAAAAAAGUCGUGUGCUUCUUUCCGGCAAGGCCCUGGGAGAGCAAGUUCACCCGAGUGAGCACACAGCGUUUCAGACUGUGAAUAAGUGCAUUUCGUCCUCCCUUUCGAUGCCUACGCUUGCGGCAACCGUCGGCAACCCACGGGCCUGUCAGUCGGGGUGGGCCGGGCCGUUGGUGUGGUUUCCCAGAUGCGAGAAGAUGAGGAGGUGGUCUCUCCACCAGCAAUGGACAGUUGUGUUUCUGCCAUCUCGUUGGGGGGAGGAAAGAUGGGUGUUUACUCCGAAGCAGUCGCAGGGAAGAAGCGCGCAUUUCCUCGCCACCAGCCGCUAGUCGACGAGUUUCCGGUGCUUCUUUGAUCGUGCUCUGGUGUUGUGCGCCCCAUGAACUUUUUCUUUCCAUUUGGGCCGCAUCAUCCGCCAGAUGCAGUGUUUUCGUCUGGGGCCCUUCAUUUGGGGAAGGGGCAAAAUUGCAACUACGAGCUCACCUGCCGAGAAAUGCCACUCCGCCCUGGGAGGGGCCUAUAAAAAUUCGACAGGAAGCAUAGCGCCGGGUCUACCGCCCUUCACCAGUUUCUGGGUCAGGUCUGCUCCAGUCAGCGUUCAAGUCAUCAACAACUGGUAAUUGCUUUCGACCGCCGGGCCAGUCCUGGAAUCGCGUGUAUCAUCUCUUCAGCAACAACGGGCUCCAGCAGAUCACCAGGGAUGUCCAGUACACAGCCAGCCAGAAAUUUGCCCGCAGUCUUAGCUGCUGUCAUUUUCCCAGGAUUUCAUUGGUCACCUUAUUGUCCUUAGCCGUUCAAGUAAUACUAGGCUGGCAGAGGCUGCUGGGAAUUGUUGCCACGCCUUGUAUGCCACGGUUCAACGCUCGUUAUGUAAACCUAGUUGGAGUGGAAGCAGCUCUGCUCUUUUAGCUGGCCAAGACAAGAAAGCCGGUGUAGCUAGCUUUUGGUAAAUUUCAGCUUGUCGUGCAGCCAUUAUAUUUAGCCACACAGCUUUGCCAAGCAUGUCGUCAUUCUACCUGGCAAACACAGCUUCAUUAAACUUCUCAAGUCGAUGGCGCUUCCAGUAUAUUUUAGAUCUGUCGGCAGUCAAGAUCUUGAAGACCUUCACAAUGUUCAUUCUAACCUAUGCAGUAUAAGCACUGUUGCAAGCUGGAGCAAUUGUGCCAGACACUGAGCACUCAGUUUCUCGAGGAUCGGAAGGUGUUAUUUCUUAAAAAGUUUCACAAGUCUCGGCAGGCUGUGAGGCACUGGCUGCCCGGCUUCUGCAUAUCCCCAUAAGUCCAGUCAAGCACCAGGUUCUGCAAGCCAGCCGACAGUGUCGCCGAAACGCCGAUUUGUCAUCGAGCUGCUGCUGCUGCUCUUUGCACAGAUUUUCCAGAUGGAGUCCAUUGGGCGACAAGAUGCGGUGCCAGCAAGAUCCAGCUGCAUUCCGGGAAUGAAGGUUACCUUAAAGGUAAAGCAAGUCUUGUGGGUACCUGCCCUGAGCGGUGCCAGAGUUGAUGCAACGAAGAUAAAUCUUCAAAAGGUAACAAGUCUUCAGGCACCCAGGUGAUGCGGAAGUGGGUGCCGAGGACAUUUCCACGAAAUGCCUGCCCAGUCUUUUGUGUUGGCCUGUCGUAGGUUGUUUGUGGUUGAAGUCUGCUCGUCAAGGACAUUGAAGCAACCUAUCGUUUCAUUAAUGAAACGUGCAAUGUGUUCAUUAUGUACUUAAUUUAUGUAAAAGUGUAAGUAGCCAAUUAAAAAGCAGCAUAUGUAUAUAUGUGAAUGUGUACAUAUGUAAAUAAUAAAGCUAAAUUUGACUACCUUU
Rhipicephalus microplus (southern cattle tick) is the source of this 4993-nucleotide messenger RNA. Its product is annotated as leukocyte receptor cluster member 8. The record is from RefSeq and is a predicted model, not a curated record. Gene Ontology annotation, cellular component: nucleus. Lineage: Eukaryota; Metazoa; Arthropoda; Arachnida; Ixodida; Ixodidae.